This is a messenger RNA of Trametes versicolor FP-101664 SS1, 1494 nucleotides long. Its product is annotated as MFS general substrate transporter. The record is from RefSeq and is a predicted model, not a curated record. Bases 1 to 1494 code for a protein of 497 amino acids. The transcript is spliced from 12 exons. NCBI's taxonomy places the organism in Eukaryota, Fungi, Basidiomycota, Agaricomycetes, Polyporales, Polyporaceae. Gene Ontology annotation, biological process: transmembrane transport. Gene Ontology annotation, molecular function: transmembrane transporter activity.
AUGUCCGCUGACAACUCUGAAACGAUCACCCUCGAUGACGCAGAUGUCGAAAAGCGCGCACAGGCACAGGCGCUUCCCAAGGACUCCGAGGACGCUGCAGACGGCAGCAUCGCAGCGGACGCAUACCAGGUCCAGCUCGAGCCGGAGGACGACCCGAAGAGUCUGAGCGCAUGGCACAAGUGGCUCGCGGUGCUCGUCAUCAGCUCGUCCUCGCUGUGCGCGACGUUCGCGAGUUCAGUGGCCUCUUUUACAGAGACGGGGCUCGCGCGCGACUUGCACACCUCGCAUGAAGUCACCAUCCUGAGCAUCAGCUUGUAUGUUCUCGGGCUGGGCAUCGGCCCUAUGUUCGUGGGACCGCUCUCGGAGUUGUACGGACGGAACAUCAUCUACCGCACCUCGUACUUGCUCUUCUUCGCGUUCACAUGGCCAACGGCGUUCCCUCCAGAUAUAGCUACCUUCCUAGUCUUCCGGUUCAUUACUGGCUUGUGUGGAGCUGCAUUCUUGAGCGUGGCGGGAGGAAGUGUCAGUGAUUUAUUCGACAACGCGAAUGUCGCAAGUCCCAUGGCCGUGUACACAAUAUCGCCUUUUAUUGGCCCAGUGGUAGGCCCGCUCGUCGGAGGGUAUAACACGGAUUGGCGGUGGUGUUACCGCUUGCUCCUCAUUUGGCAGUUCGUCCAGACAGUUCUGCUAUUUACAUGCGUCCCUGAGACAUAUGUGCCGGUAAUCCUUAAGCGCAAGGCAAAAAACCUACGGAAGUCAACUGGCGAUAAAAAGUACUACGCGCCGCUUGAACAGCAGGAGUUCAGUCUAUUCCACAUGAUCCUGUUCAGUUGCCUCACGCCGUUUAAGCUAAUCGCAUAUGACCGCAUGGCGCUUGCCUUGGAUCUGUGGUCUGCGCUGGUGUUGGGUAUUCUGUACCUCGCCUUCCAGGCAUUCCCCAUCAUCUUCGAGGACGUACAUGGCUUCAACGUUCAACAGACGGGUCUGUCAUUCCUGGGUAUCGGCAUCGGCAUGUUCGCUGCCCUCGGCACUCAGCCAUACUGGAAUGGACUCUUCGCCCGCCAAACAAUUCAGUACAAGGGCAACGCGCCCCCCGAGGUGCGCCUCAUUAUCGCAAAAGUCGGCGCGAUUAUCGCCCCACUAGGUCUCUUCAUCCUCGCGUUCACGACGUACAAACAAGUACACUGGAUCGGGCCCAUCAUCGGCUCCGUCCCCUUCGGCGCAGGCGUGUACUUCAUCUUCACGGGCGUGUUCACGUACCUCGUGACCGCGUACCGGCCCAUCGCCGCGUCCGCGAUGGCGGCGAACAGCGCGCUGCGCUCGUCGUUCGCGGCCGUGUUCCCGCUGUUUGCGGGGGCGAUGUACACGAGGCUGGGGACGGUUGGGGCGACGGCGCUCCUUGCUGGGCUGUUGACGCUCAUGGCGCCAUUACCGUUUAUCUUCUACAGGAUCGGCGCGAGGUUGCGCGCGAACUCGCGAUUCGCGGCCGAUUAA